Messenger RNA from Quercus lobata, 1532 nucleotides. RefSeq names its product desiccation-related protein PCC13-62-like. The coding region runs from base 1 to 1248 and encodes 415 amino acids. Lineage: Eukaryota; Viridiplantae; Streptophyta; Magnoliopsida; Fagales; Fagaceae. The transcript is spliced from 5 exons. The record is from RefSeq and is a predicted model, not a curated record.
AUGGGUGAGCCUGACUGUGAAUCAAUUCAAGCUAAUGAGGCUGAUCGGAUUCAAUUUUCACUAAACCUAGAACUGUUGAAAGCUGAGUUUUUCUUGAAUGGUGCAGUUGGUCAAGGGCUCAACACCAUUGAUCCAUCUUUAGCCCAACGUGGUCCACCUCGCAUUGGCACUAAGAAGGCCAAUCUUGACCCUGUUGUUGAUCAUAUAAUUAAGGAAUUCAAUUUCCAAGUAGUCGAUAAUAUCAGGUCAAAGGCAGUUGGAUCAAAUUAUCAAAACCUAGUGGUGCAAUUAUUGAUGAUUGAUGUUGGCACAAAUGGUAUCAAUGAGCCAACUGGUCGUAAUAUUUAUUUCUUUUUCAUUGCCUUUGUCUUUCUUAUUACAUUGAAACUCAGCCCUGUCAAUGGUGCUCCCAAUUGUGGACCAAUUGUAGCCGAUGAUACUGAUCGGAUUCAGUUUGCUCUUAACCUUGAAUUCCUUGAAGCAGAGUUUUUCUUAAAUGGUGCACUUGGUCAUGGACUUGACAGCAUAGAGCCAUCUUAUGCUCAGGGCGGUCCACCACCAAUUGGUGCUACCAAGGCCAAUCUUGACCCUCUAGUUCGUCAGAUCUUUGAGGAAUUUGGUUAUCAAGAAGUUGGUCAUCUCAGGGCUAUUAUUACAAGAGUAGGUGGAAUUCCCAGGCCGCUGUUGGAUCUCAGCCCUCAGAAUUUUGCUAAAAUAUUUGAUGAAGCAGCUGGUUUCAAAUUGAGCCCUCCAUUUGACCCUUACUUGAACACACUGAACUAUCUCUUAGCAACCUAUGUUAUCCCUUAUGUAGGACUAGUGGGUUAUGUUGGCACCAUUCCAAACCUUUCCAAAAAAAGUUCUCUAAGUUUGGUUGCAUCGCUUUUGGGCGUGGAAGCUGGACAAGAUGCAGUGAUACGAACAUUACUCUAUGAGAGAGCCGAAGAAAAGGUGUUGCCAUAUGACAUAACUGUGGCACAGUUCACAGGCUAUAUCUCUCGUCUUAGGAACAAUUUGGCUAUGUGUGGUAUCAAAGAUGAAGGCAUUAUAGUACCUCUAUACCUUGGUGCAGAGAAUCUUAUGGACAGCAACAUACUCUCAGCUAAUACAGAUUCUGUUUCAUAUGCUAGGACACCACCUGAGAUCUUAAGGAUAGUGUAUGGAACUGGAAAUGAACACGUACCAGGUGGGUUUUAUCCUCAUGGUGGAGGUGGUAACAUUGCAAGGAGCUUUCUCAAGAAAGCUUGAUUAUUUGGAGACUGUUAUUUGUAUUACUAAUAUUUAUAUUUUGGUGCAUUAAAGUCAAACAUGGUUGUUAAAUUGUUACGUCUAUUUAUGGAGUGGAUAAUGACUGUGUUUUUUAAAAUAAUUCAAAGAUGAAUGUCAAAAUUAGGUGUACAUGUGUUUGAAUUUUAACUGUAUUAAAUUUCUGUCAAAAUCCUAUAAAUGAACCGUCAAAACAUGUACGUACAUGGAAAUAUUUAUAUUUUGGUGCAUUGAAGUCAAAUAUAGUUGUUAAAUUAUUACGUCUA